CAGGCGCCGCUGCUCCCCGCCAACGACUCCUACCACGGCCGAAACUGCAGCGCCGAGGAAGGGACCUACCAAGAUGCCACCCCCCUCUCCGGGAAGAUCGUGCUCGCCGUCGUCCUGGCGCUCGUCACCCUGGCCACGGUGCUCUCCAAUGCCUUUGUCAUCGCCACGGUCUACCAGACGAGAAAACUCCACACGCCGGCCAACUAUCUCAUCGCCUCGCUGGCCGUAACCGACCUCCUCGUCUCCAUCCUCGUCAUGCCCAUCAGCACCGUGUACACUGUGACCGGCAGGGGGACGCCGGGNNNNGUCGUCUGCGAUCUCUGGCUGUCCUCGGACAUCACCUGUUGCACGGCGUCCAUCCUGCACCUCUGUGUCAUCGCCCUGGACCGCUACUGGGCGAUCACCGACGCCGUCGAAUACUCCACGAAACGGACUCCCAAGCGGGCAGCGGGCAUGAUCGCUCUGGUGUGGGUCUUCUCCAUCUGUAUCUCCAUGCCCCCUUUGUUUUGGCGGCAGGCGAAGGCCGAGGAAGUCUCACACUGUGUGGUGAACACGGACCACGUCCUCUACACCGUGUACUCCACGGUGGGAGCCUUCUACUUCCCCACGCUGCUACUGAUAGCCCUCUACGGGAGGAUCUACGUGGAAGCCAGAUCGCGGAUUUUGAAGCAGACGCCAAAGAAAGCAGGUAAAAGACUCACGCGGGCUCAGUUAAUCACGGACUCCCCGGGGUCGUCCUCCUCCGUCACGUCCAUAAACUCCAAGGCCCCCGAGGGAUCCAGCGAAACGGGCUCCCCCGUGUACAUGAACCAAGUGAAGGUGAAGGUCUCGGAUGCCUUGCUGGAGAAAAAGAAGCUCACGGCCGCUAGAGAGCGGAAAGCUACAAAGACUUUAGGGAUUAUUUUAGGAGCCUUCAUCGUCUGUUGGCUGCCCUUUUUCAUCAUCAGCCUGGUGUUGCCUAUUUGCAAGGACGCUUGCUGGUUCCACAUGGCCAUCUUUGACUUUUUCACGUGGCUUGGAUAUCUCAACUCCCUCAUCAACCCCAUCAUCUAUACUAUGUCUAACGAAGACUUCAAACAAGCUUUCCACAAACUCAUACGUUUCCGAUGCGCAAGCUGAACAUUUUGAAUGCGAUGUGUUCUGCGG
This is a messenger RNA of Eurypyga helias (sunbittern), 1146 nucleotides long. RefSeq names its product 5-hydroxytryptamine (serotonin) receptor 1B, G protein-coupled (gene HTR1B). The transcript is spliced from 2 exons. NCBI's taxonomy places the organism in Eukaryota, Metazoa, Chordata, Aves, Eurypygiformes, Eurypygidae. Gene Ontology annotation, cellular component: dendrite; plasma membrane. The record is from RefSeq and is a predicted model, not a curated record. Gene Ontology annotation, molecular function: G protein-coupled serotonin receptor activity; neurotransmitter receptor activity. Gene Ontology annotation, biological process: bone remodeling; G protein-coupled receptor signaling pathway, coupled to cyclic nucleotide second messenger; vasoconstriction. The annotation marks the transcript as partial.